UGCCGUGAUCAUGUUUGCCCAGUACGUGCCAGGAGGCACGUUUGGCAGAGCCGUGCAGAUGGCCGACGAUGUCACAGCCCUCGCCCAAAGCUGUGCUGCUGCAGCCAGAGACAACCCCGACUGCCUGAAGCCUUUGGACAGGAUUUUCCUCGAUAAAAUAUGCCAGGAGGAAAAUCUUCCCGGGGUUACUGAUUGCUGCGCUAAAAAGGAUCCUGACCGGAACGACUGCUUCCUCUCCCUUAAAAACUCAUCGAGAGGGUUCGGUUCUCCUUUUGAAAGGCCAAACGCUGAAGCUGCCUGCAAAAAUCAUUCCCAGCACCAACACUCACUAACGGGACAUUUUAUCUACGAGGUUUCCCGAAGGCAUCCCUUCCUCUACGCCCCAACCAUCCUCUCUGUCGCUCUGCGGUACGAUGAGAUGACCAAGAACUGCUGCCGAAGUGCUGAAGACCCCGCUCAGGACCUGGAGGAAUGCUUUCGGAGACAGGCACCAAAGGUGGUGAAGCCAAUUAAAGAAGAUGGCCUGAGGCAGGAGCACACAUGCGGAAUCUUGAAAAAGUUUGGAGAAAGGACCCUAAAGGCUCUGAAACUUGUUCAGAUCAGCCAAAGAUUCCCUAAAGCUGAUUUUGUUACUGUUCACAAACUGGUGCUGGAUGUUGCUGAGAUGCACAAGGACUGCUGUCGUGGAGACAUGCUGGACUGCAUGCGCCACAGGGAAGACCUUCUACACUACGUCUGCACCCACCAAGACAUCCUAUCAAGUAAAAUUAAGAAAUGCUGUGAAAAGCCUCUGUUGCAAAGAAGUGAAUGCAUCAUUAACGCAGAACAUGACGACAAACCUGCAGGCCUGUCCCCCCACGUCAGGGAGUUUAUAGAAGACCAAGGAAUAUGUGAACGUUUUGCCCAGGAAAAAGAUAUGCACCUCGCCAGGUUUCUGUAUGAAUAUUCCAGGAGACACCCUGAAUUUUCUGCUCAAAUGCUUCUAAGAAUUGGUAAAGGCUACGAGGACCUGCUGGAAGAGUGCUGCCAGACGGGUGCUCCAGACAGCUGCUGCAGCAGAGGGGAGGAAGAACUGAAGAAGCAUAUUUAUGAAACUCAAAGUGUCAUGAAGACAAGCUGUGACAUCUACAAGGAGAAAGGAGAUUACUAUUUCCAAAACGAGUAAUACCUGAUCAAAUUCACCAAGCAAAUGACGGCCGUCGGCGCCAAGUGCUGCCAGUUGAGCCAGGACAAGCUCCUGCCUUGCGCCGAGGAAAACGUGAGUCUAAUGCUGGAUCUCGUGCUUGGAGAAAUAUGCAGAAGACACCUGACGGAUCCCAUCAACGCCGGAGUUUGCCACUGCUGUAGCAGCUCCUACGCUUUCAGGAGGCCGUGCAUGGGCAAACUGGAACUCGACGAGAACUACGUGCCCUUACCACUGACCCCCGGUCUGUUCACCUUCCGUGAAGACUUGUGUACGACUGAGGAGGAGAAGUUACAGCACAGGAAGCAGGAGUAAGACAGGCCUGUGCCACUCUGUUACCCGAUGCUCAUCACCCUCAUCAAACACCGGCCCCGCAUCACCCAGGGCCAGCUGAGCGCCGUCACCGCCGCCUUCGCCGCCAUGAGGGAGCGGUGCUGCCGCGCAGCCCGCCGCGACGCCUGCUUCGCCACAGAG
Molecule: messenger RNA, 1657 nt
Organism: Tauraco erythrolophus (red-crested turaco)
Lineage: Eukaryota; Metazoa; Chordata; Aves; Musophagiformes; Musophagidae
Source: RefSeq, a predicted model, not a curated record